AUGCCAGCUUAUGGCAACACGACAGCAAGCAUUAGGCCAGGGUUUUGGCUAUACAUAUGCCUCAGCUUCGUGCCGGGGAAGCCCGUGUCGGAGGUCUGGUUCGGCAACCCUGACUCCGACUACGACUCCGGCCCCGAAUCCGGCCCCACGGACCAUGCCGUGCCGCCGCGUGAGGAGAUGCGUUUUCGGAUUUUGGAGAGUCUGUCGCAGGCCAUGGCCGCGUUCGCCCCUCUGGCAUUUGACACGAUGGGUUCCGUCACAGGGGACGAGUCUGGCUCUGUUGGGAUUGGUCCCGUAUAUGACUGGCACGAGGACGAACUCCCCGGAAGCGUUGAAGGGGUACCGAGUUUUACAGAACGCAUCUCGGGGAGACGGCCGGGUGGAGCGGCGACGGCCGGUUCACGAAGGGAGACCACGUCGCCGAGGCCGUAUAGAUUGCCACGCUCAACCGUUAGGAGCGCCCGGAAAUCUGUCGCAAACUAG
Messenger RNA from Colletotrichum destructivum, 483 nucleotides. RefSeq lists its product as uncharacterized. NCBI's taxonomy places the organism in Eukaryota, Fungi, Ascomycota, Sordariomycetes, Glomerellales, Glomerellaceae. The coding region runs from base 1 to 483 and encodes 160 amino acids. The transcript is spliced from 2 exons. The record is from RefSeq and is a predicted model, not a curated record.